AAAUAUUUUAAAUAUGUUGUGGGAGUAUUAAAUUUUCAUUCCACAGUGGUUUUUAAUGAAAAAGUUAGGAUUAUGUGUGUGAGUGAUACACACCAGUGCUCUUAACCACGAGCUAUCUUCCCAGCCUCUCCACAGUGGUAUUUUAAAUAUUUCCAUUAAAAGGGAUGAGAAAUCAAAGCAAAACAAAGGUCUGAAAUUGCUGUGCCCUCAUUUUACCCAACUGAAAAAUAUUUUAAUUUCUGCUGGUUGUGCUAGUACACACCUUUAAUUCCAGCACUUGGGAGGCAGAGGCAGGAGAAUCUCUAUGAGUUCAAGGCCAGUUUGGUUUUACAGAGUGAAUUCCAGGACAGCCAAAACGACAUAAAAAUAUAAUGUAUAAUUAAUCUUGAGAAGUUAAUUUCAGUUUGGCUCUGUGAAUAUUUAUCUGCCUUGCACUAGGUAGAUAUCUUCAAACAUCUGACACCAAAUAAAAUUAAAACAAGACUAUUCUCCAGUUAUUUUUCCAAUGUAUAUGUUCAUUUCUCCCAAAAAUAAUACAUGGAAUUGUGUUCAAUUUCCCUUGGUACCGGAGAGAAAUAAUAGCAAAAUAAAACCUGGUUAAGGAUCAUGGCAUUGUGGGCAGUCUAACAUGCGAGAUACAUUGUUUUGUUUUCGUUUUUAAAGCCAAGCUCUUAUUAUGUAGCUCUAGCUGUCCUGGAACUCAUUAGGUAGAUCAGGCUGGCCUUGAACUCACAGAGAUCUGCCUGUCUUUGCCUUCUGAGUGCUGGAACCAAAGGGGUACACGAUUGCACCUGGCCGAAAUACAUGUUUUCUUUAUCAAUCCUCAUGUUUAUUUCCAUGUUCUUUCCUGGAGUCACCCUUUUCGGUUCCUUCAUUCAUCAAGUACUUGCCACAGCACAUCCAACCUCAAUUAGAAUCAUAUUUUAUCAGUCUGCUAUCAUCCUGUUGUAGGUUGCAGGGUCAUUCGAUAUGGGACUUCAACCUUCUAAUGCAGCUCUUUUUGAAAUUCUUGAUUAAGAAGACUUUCAACAGGACAUGUCUGAAAGUUUUUGAGAUAGGGUCUCAAGCCGCCCAUGUUGGUCUUGACCUUGGACAAAUAUGAUUUGAAGUAUAUAUACUAUAAAAAGUAAGUUUUCAUUAACUAAUUAAUUAAUGUAUAUAUCACACAUAUAGAGAUCAGAAGACAAGUUGAGGGAGUUGACCCUAUCUUUCUUCUGUGUGUUUUGAGUUUAAGAAUCAAAUUAAGAUUGCCAGUUUUGCAUGGCAAGUGCUUUUUACCCACUAAUCCGUCCCAUUGUCCCCAUAGUGAAUAUUAAUAAAUAUUUAUUUCAAAUGAAUAUUGUAUUAUUUCUUUUGUUGUGGCGAUAAUGUGCUAAUAAAAUUAACUCAAGGAAAGAAGUGUUUAUUUUGGUUCAUGGUUCUGGGGUUACUACUGUCCAUCACAGUAGGGAAGUCUUGCCAGCAGGUCAUCUUGUCCUGUAGUAGGAAGUAGAGAAUGAUGAGUGCUGAUCCUCUGUUGCUUUCUACUUUUUUUCAAAGCAAGUCUCCAGCAGGGGAAUGCUGCUGCCCAUGUUCAGGAUCAAUCUUCUCACCUCAAUUAGCAUAAUCUAGCAAAUCCCUCACAGAUAUGUCCUGAGGUUUAUUUCCAUCAGGAUUGUUAAAAAUCAAGUUAACAGAAAGAUCAACUGCCACAAGUAUUAGUUUUUAUUCUGUAGAUGCAUAGGCUCUGUAAGUAAAACAAAGGGAGGAUACUUCUUCUGACUUCUUCCAGGGUGUCAGCCCAGAAUAAUUACAGACUUUUGAUAAUUAAAAAAAGUCUUUGGGUUCUCAGUGAGAGUAUGUUUUUUCUGUUUUGACUCAGAAAUUAGUUUCAUGUGAGUGAGAGAGAGGAAAAUAAGAUGAUCUUUAUGGAGAGAGGGAGCUUGAAAUUACUUUUGACAGUUUGAUUUUCUAAAAAUAACAUGAUUUCUAAACAAGAAUGGAAAAAAGAAAAUUAUGAAUUUAGGAUGAAAAGGGAGUCUGCAGAUGGCCACUUGAACCAUCUCCUCGCCUGUUAGCGUUCUACAGGAGACUUCAGAUGGUCACUUCCGCCCACUCUUUCUUUGUUAAGGUUGUUUAGGAAAUUAUUUUGUUUGUUGGGAAUAUCUCCGUUGUCCACUUAGACCAUGGAUGAAUCAAGAUCAUGCCUGGCAAAUUUUGGCUUAAAAAUUAAGGUAAAACACGGGCUUUCUAUGUUAAAAUAUAUCUUCUUUAGGUCAAUAUCAUGUAAAUUUUAGUUUCUUGUUUUUGUUUUUUGAUAUAUUAAUAUUAUUUUAUUUUUAGUAUUUUGUUUAUGUUUUGAGACAUGAUUUCUUUGUGUGGCUCUGGCUGUCCUGGAACUUGCUCUGUAGACCAGCCUGGCCUCAAAAUCUUGUCUCUGAUCUGCUUGUCUCCAUCUUUCAAGCAUUAGGACUAAAGGUCUGUGCCACUACCUCUCACCUUGGAUUUUGUAUCUUCAUAAAAUUAAAAUGUUGAGAUACCAUAUGUUUAGAACUUGAGUUAAAUAUUUUAUUAAGAAAUUAAGAAAUGACCCUGGGCUAAAAAUGUAGGUCAGUUGCUAGAGUGCUUGCCGAGUAUGCAAGAAGCUAUGAGUUCUGUGCCCAGCAUCCCACGAAACUUACGGUGGUGUAUGCCCAUAAUCCAGCACUUCGGGCAGGGGAAUCAGACAUUCCAGGUAAACUUCGGUAAUUUUGAAUUACAAGAUAGUCUAGGCUAAAUAAAACCCAGCCUCAAAAAUGAAAAGAAAAGGAAACCAGUUGUGUUGGGUAAAUAUCCAACAAACAUUAUUCAAAUACUUCAGAGGAACUAAAUAUUAAAAUACAACAAUAUCUUUAAAAGAAUUAUUUCAAAAGGUUGCACAGAUACUUAAACGGUUGCAAAGGAGUAAUUAGAAUCAAACAAAUGAACCAAGCAUGCAGUCUUCGUACUUCAAGUUAUCAAAAAGUGUAAAAAUAACUGUCCAGUUGUUUUAGUCGUGAAAUGUCUAUAGUUUGGCGGAGUUGUUAAAUUGCUACAGACCGAACCGCUCACUCGGAAUCUGUCUUGAAUUUUCCUAAUCUGCACCGCAUCACUACAUGUUUACCAAGUUUGAAUUAACAACAACCUGCUCUCUGUAAAGACUUAAAACCUACAUGAAAAAAAAUCUACAUGAAUUUCCACUGUAUUAGAAGUUGAUGCUCUGGUAAAGCGAAAGGUCACAUACAAUCACUGACACAGAAGAAGAGCUAUAAAAUAUGUCUCUAUUUUGCGAAACGGGAAGCCUAUUUGGAAAGGGUGAAAGAAUAAACAAGACAGCUUCUAGUGGUGUGGACUUCCGGAAAUCAUACUUACAGUCUGGAGCCACAUGGUGUCGCUCUUUACCGUAAAACAGAUCAUACAGAAGGCAGACUGAAAGAAAAACCAUUUCCAUUCUUCCCGGAAAGCUGUAUUUACCAUCCCGAAUCGGAACAAUGGCGGAUGCAGUGGCGAUGGACUGACGGAUUAGAAGAAUCCUCCUAGCUCUGAGAGAGAAUCCCUAAUCAGAACAAAGCACUGUGCACUUGAAAUGGAAUUUUCCUGGGGAAGUGGCCAGGAAUCCCAGCGCCUGCUUCUCUCUUUUCUACUUCUUGCAAUCUGGGAGCCAGGAAACAGCCAGCUCCACUACUCCAUCCCUGAGGAGGCCAAACACGGCACCUUCGUGGGCCGCAUCGCACAGGACCUGGGGCUGGAGCUGGCGGAGCUGGUGCCCCGUCUGUUCAGGGUGGCGUCCAAGGACCGCGGGGACCUUCUGGAGGUAAAUCUGCAGAAUGGCAUUUUGUUUGUGAAUUCUCGGAUCGACCGGGAGGAGCUGUGCGGGAGGAGCGCGGAGUGUAGCAUCCACCUGGAGGUGAUCGUGGACAGGCCGCUGCAGGUUUUCCACGUGGAGGUGGAGGUGAGGGACAUUAACGACAACCCGCCGGUAUUUCCAGGGACACAAAAGAAUCUGUUCAUUGCGGAAUCCAGGCUGAUUGACACUCAGCUUCCACUAGAGGGCGCCUCGGACGCAGAUGUCGGUACAAAUGCUCUGCUGACUUAUAGGCUAAGUCCCAAUGAAUAUUUUCUUUUGGAAAAACCAUCCAACGAUGAACGGAUAAAAGGUCUUGGGCUUAUAUUACGAAAAUCUUUAGACCGAGAGGAAACUCCAGAGAUAUUUUUAGUGCUCACGGCUAUCGACGGAGGCAAACCCGAGCUGACCGGCACCGUUCAGUUACAUAUCACAGUGCUGGAUGCCAAUGACAACGCUCCAGUUUUUGACAGAUCUUUGUAUACCGUGAAAUUACCAGAAAACGUUCCAAACGGAACAUUGGUAAUCAAAGUCAAUGCUUCAGACUUAGACGAAGGCGUGAAUGGGGAAGUCAUGUACUCAUUUUCUACAGAUAUUUCACCAAGUGUGAAACACAAAUUCCACAUAGACCCAGUUACAGGGCAGAUUACUGUAAAGGGAUACAUUGAUUUUGAAGAAUGCAAGUCCUAUGAAAUUCUCAUAGAGGGCAUUGACAAGGGACAACUCCCACUUUCUGGACACUGUAGAGUUAUUGUAGAAGUUGAAGACAUCAAUGAUAACGCCCCAGAGUUGGAAUUCAAAUCUCUAUCACUUCCAAUCAGAGAGAAUGCUCCGAUGGGCACUGUCAUCGCGCUCAUCAGUGUGUCUGAUCGGGACACGGGUGUCAACGGGCAGGUGACCUGCUCCCUGACAAAUCAUGUCCCCUUCAAACUGGUGUCCACUUUCAAGAAUUAUUAUUCACUCGUACUGGACAGCGCCCUGGACCGAGAGACCACAGCGAACUAUAAGGUGGUAGUGACAGCCCGAGACAGAGGAUCUCCCUCCCUGUGGGCCACGGCCAGCGUGUCUGUGGAGGUGGCUGACACGAACGACAAUGCUCCUGCAUUCGCGCAGCCCGAAUACACAGUGUUUGUGAAGGAGAACAACCCGCCUGGAGCGCACAUCUUUACUGUGUCUGCGGUGGACAUGGAUGCACAGGAGAAUGCGCUGGUGUCCUACUCGCUGGUUGAGCGGCGGGUGGGCGAGCGCUUGCUGUCGAGUUACGUAUCUGUGCAUGCGGAGAGCGGCAAGGUGUUCGCACUGCAGCCUCUGGACCAUGAGGAGCUGGAGUUGCUGCAGUUCCAGGUGAGCGCGCGGGAUGCUGGUGUGCCUGCCCUGGGCAGCAAUGUGACUCUGCAGGUAUUUGUGCUGGAUGAGAAUGACAACGCGCCCAUGCUGCUGGAACCCGAGGCAGGAAUCUCUGGUGGAAUCGUGAGCCGGCUAGUGUCCAGAUCAGUGGGUGCGGGCCAUGUGGUGGCCAAAGUGCGCGCGGUGGAUGCGGACUCUGGCUAUAAUGCAUGGCUCUCUUAUGAGCUGCAAUCGUCAGAAGGCAAUUCCCGUAGCCUAUUCCGUGUGGGUCUAUAUACGGGUGAAAUUAGUACUACGCGCAGCCUGGAUGAAGCAGAUUCGCCGCGUCAGCGUCUUCUGGUGCUAGUGAAGGACCAUGGCGACCCAGCAAUGAUGGUUACUGCCACAGUGUUGGUGUCGCUGGUAGAGAAUGGCCCGGUACCAAAGGCUCCAUCGCGAGUGUCCACAAGAGUCACAAACGCUGAGACGUCACUGGUGGAUGUAAACGUGUAUCUGAUCAUUGCCAUCUGUGCAGUAUCCAGCCUGUUAGUGCUCACGCUGCUGCUGUACACCGCCCUGCGCUGCUCCACUGUCCCCAAUGAGAACGUGUGCGGGCCUCCAAAACCAGUAAUGGUGUGCUCCAGCGCAGUGGGGAGCUGGUCAUACUCUCAGCAAAGGAGGCAAAGGGUGUGCUCUGGAGAGUACCCACCUAAGACCGACCUCAUGGCCUUUAGUCCCAGUCUAUCUGAUUCAAGGGACAGAGAGGAUCAAUUGCAGUCCACAGAGGAUUCCUCUGGAAAGGUUAGUUUUUAUUGUCUUUAACUUGACUUUUUCAUGAGUGGCUUAUUAUCACUUUCUUCACAGAUUUAUUUAUUACUGGAUUUGGGAUUCGUGCGUGAUGAAAGUUUUCCUUUGGGAGUUUGACUAUACCUUCUAGCAUGCAAAAUUUCUGGCGAGAAAUCUGCUGAUAAGCUUUAUGGUGAUCCAGCUGCCGUCAAAAUUCUGUCUUCAUUGUUGUUGAUUCUUGACAAUUAGUUUGUAGAUGUGGCUUUACUCAGUCUCUUCCUCUCUGAACUAUGCUAAGAUUCUUGGUCCUGACCAUCCAUUUCAUCCUCAGAUUUAGAGAGUUUAAGACAUAAUUCCAAAGAUUUCUUCAGUUCUCUUCUUUCUGUGAAUAACACAAUGCAAAUAUUGUCUCACCAAAAAAUAAACAAACAAAAAAACCCAAACAACCAUUAAGUCUCUUAGUUCUUCAUUCUUCAAGGUUCUCUUUUAGCUUUGACAAUCUUAAUGAGCAAACAUUCCAUCCUUGAGGCCACUGCUCCUUUUGCUUGGCCCUGUAUGUAUAACUGCUCUUCUGAAGUUUUCAGUCAAUGGUGUUCUUCAAUUUCUCUAAAAUUUCUGUGCAGUUGGUUAAAACUCCAUCUCUGUUGAAACCCAGCCUUGGGUAGUGCUCUACCCUCUGAACGUUAGGAUGUAGAAUUCGAGGUCCACUCUUCCACACUCCUUCGAGAGAAGCUAGAAGCUGUUGUUUCCUCUCGCCAGGGCGGUAUUUUACUGGGAGAAAACUCUAUGAUGAGAAGUUCCUUGUGUUUUUCACCUGCUUUGAAACAGCAGUUUUGAGCUUGUCUGAAGUUCAGGGGCUUCUGGCUUCAUUUUUAGGUCUCUCAGGAUUGGAACAGGGGUGUAUAUUCUUCUUGACAAUGUGCCUCUCUCUCCUUAGGGAAAAGGAGGUCUAGAACUUCAUAUGACAACAUCUUGCUGAUGUCUGUAGCUCUGAUGUGUGUUUUAAAGUCAUAAAUUCUUUUAAUUUUCUCUUUCAUUUCCUAGAGAUUAUAAGGCACACUGCUGACUUGUAGAGGCAUAAACCAAUACUUGCAAUGUAUUGUCAUGUUGGGAGAAUGCUGAGAGCUUAGGGAACCAUUCUGUGUAUCUGCUGCCCAAUUUAUGUUACACUUGUGCUUUUGAAUUAUGCAUAGAUCCUUGACAUACAGUUAUUACUUUUGUACUGUUAAUACUCAUUUAUGCUUGUGUUCCUGAGUUCAUCUUUCUUCUGAAAAGGGUUCUUGAGUAUUUCUUUUCCUAUGGUCUGAUAGUGAAGAAAUCUCCAUGCUUUUGUAUAUUCAGAUGUAUUUAAAUGCCACCUCUGAGAAAUAGUUUUGUUAGGUAUUUAGUGCUUAGUUGGAAGUAUUGUUCCCUAUCACUUUCAAGAUAACUUUCUAUGGUCCUUUCAUGAGAUGAUGACUACCAAAUUUAUCAUUGAAAUAUUGUGACUUUUUUUCUUCUUUAGCUCCUUUAAACAUUCUUUCUUGAUGAGGUUGUGGUGGAACAAGAUUAUAAUCUGAGCACUUGGGAGGCAGAUGCAGGUGGAUCUCUGAGGCCAACCUGGUCUACAGAGUGAGUUCUAAGACAGCUAGAUCUAUACAAAGAGACCCUGUCUUGAAAAAUCGAAGCAAAAGAUUCUUCUUUUUGUUUGAAAAUUGUCAACAGCCUUUGUAUUACCUGAUCAGUUUUGAAUUACUUUUAAAAAUCUCCCCUAAAGUCUUUUUAAUGACCUUCUAUACUUGUGAAAUGAUUCUUUAUCAAUUUAAAAUAAUAUUUAUUAGCAUACCCUCAAAUAUUG
Messenger RNA from Rattus rattus (black rat), 7790 nucleotides. RefSeq names its product protocadherin alpha-4. Gene Ontology annotation, cellular component: plasma membrane. The record is from RefSeq and is a predicted model, not a curated record. Gene Ontology annotation, biological process: homophilic cell-cell adhesion. Gene Ontology annotation, molecular function: calcium ion binding. NCBI's taxonomy places the organism in Eukaryota, Metazoa, Chordata, Mammalia, Rodentia, Muridae. The transcript has a single exon. Bases 3584 to 5989 code for a protein of 801 amino acids.